Molecule: messenger RNA, 1292 nt
Organism: Peromyscus maniculatus bairdii (prairie deer mouse)
Lineage: Eukaryota; Metazoa; Chordata; Mammalia; Rodentia; Cricetidae
Gene: Pclaf
Product: PCNA clamp associated factor
Biological process (GO): translesion synthesis; regulation of cell cycle
Cellular component (GO): nucleus
Molecular function (GO): chromatin binding
Source: RefSeq, a predicted model, not a curated record
AAGAGCCACGGUUCUCAAGAGCUUGGAGCGCGCGGGAAAGAGAACCAUUUAAACUGUGGCGGGAACGUCAUUUUCGGGUUCUUGUCCAGUUAAGACAUCCGCAGCUGGAGCGUCGGAGCGAGUUGUCUCUUCCUGUAGGAACAUGGUGCGGACCAAAGCAAACUACGUCCCAGGAGCCUACAGAAAAGUGGUGGCCUCUCGAGCCCCUAGGAAGGUGCUUGGCUCUUCCACCUUUGUCACCAAUUCUGCAUCGUGUUCGUCGAGAAAAGCUGAAAAUAAGUAUGCGGGAGGGAACCCAGUUUGUGUGCGCCCAACUCCGAAGUGGCAAAAAGGCAUCGGAGAGUUCUUCAGGCUGUCCCCGAAAGAUUCGGAAAAAGAGAACCAGCUUCCUCCCGAAGAAGCCGGGUGCAGUGGCUUAGGAACAGCAAAGAGAAAAGCACGUCCUUUGCAACCUGAUCACACAGAUGACGAAAAUGAAUAGAACUCAUUCUCCUGAAUAAUGCCUACAGUUUACUUAGGUAUUCUGGGAUGCAAAUUUGGGUAGAUGUGUUUGUUCAGUUGGCUUGUUGAGCAGGCAUUCAGUUAAGGGGGUGGCGCUAAAAUUUCACCAUUCAAAAGCAACUGGCUAUGAAAAGGGAGAAUUUUUAUAAUUUGUAAAUUAUAAUUGCAUACUUGAAUUUAUACUAUCAUAUGUUGCUUCUUUUACCCAUUAAGCUUCUUGCUAAAAUAAAUAUUGCGUGAUGUUCUAAUUACUAAUCUAAGUCUUUGAGAUUUGCUUAGAUCUUUGUACUAAUACCAUUUUAUGGGCACUUCAUUAUUGAAAUAGUGCUGUAUUGUUAUGGCUUUUUUGCUUUAAAAAGUCGGCUUAGUUGUUUUCACAUUAAAAAAUUAGUAUUAAUUAAAUUUAAUCUCUUGUCAUUUCUCAAAAUGGGGGGGUGGCAAAGAUAAAAUGUUGAAAAAGUUAACUGUAUGCUUUUUAAGGAAUGUUAGCUGGAUGUGGUGGCACACACUUUUGAUCCCAGCUUUCUGGGGGCCAAGGCAGACAGAUCUCUUUGAGUUGGAGGCCAGCCUCAUCUACAGAUACAGCCAGGUUCAGUUGUACAGAAAAACCCUAUCUCAAUAAAACAAAAUACUAAUGGAAUCAGGAACAAAGAUUCCAUAGAUACAUUAAAAGAAGAAAUUUUCUUUCUUCUUCUUUUUUUUUUUUUGAAGCAAGCUGGGGAGGAAAGAGUUUAUUUGGCUUACACCUCCAUAUCACUGUUCAUCUUUGGAGGAAGUCAGAGCAGGAACUC